Messenger RNA from Pectinophora gossypiella (pink bollworm), 3546 nucleotides. It is a transcript of the gene oxt, whose product is annotated as xylosyltransferase oxt. Gene Ontology annotation, biological process: chondroitin sulfate proteoglycan biosynthetic process; heparan sulfate proteoglycan biosynthetic process. Gene Ontology annotation, cellular component: membrane. The record is from RefSeq and is a predicted model, not a curated record. Bases 151 to 2853 code for a protein of 900 amino acids. Lineage: Eukaryota; Metazoa; Arthropoda; Insecta; Lepidoptera; Gelechiidae. The transcript has 5 exons. Gene Ontology annotation, molecular function: protein xylosyltransferase activity.
UCGCUUCGCACGCAGCUAUUUGCUCGAUUGAUGGCUCAAAGUGAUUUAUAAGAGUUGGAAAUAGAUUUUUUAAUGUUUUAAACUUAUUUUUAUGAAAUAAGAUGUUAGUUUUCUUCAAAAAUAAUGUCGUAAAAUUAACUGUAAAACGCGAUGGCUAUAAGUUUUAGAAGAAUACUUUACAAGUACGCUAAGUGUUUAGUGAUUACAGUUCUAAUAGCGUUUUUUUCUCAAAUAUUACUUGCGAUAUUCUUCUUUCCUACGGAGAAUGAUAACUUGCUAAAGAAAACUGGACAUACAUCCUUCUUAUUGAAGGAAGUAGGUGAUGUUUCAGCAAGGAAAUUAAGCGCUGUAUUAAGCGACGAUGAAGACUUUCCUGCGAAGAACAAGCCACUGAACAAACCGGCUACAGUGUUAAGAUUAGAAGAACUAGACUUUAAACCAGCCUGUGAUAUCAAAAGUCGGGAAGCUAUAUCUGCGAUACACCGCGCGAAAACUCAAAACUGUAAACAACAGAUUUUAAAUAAAACUUGUCUUAUACAAGAUGGUCACUUUUAUCCUAAAGAGUUACCAAAUAGUUGUUUGGCUGAAGGAAUGGCACAUGGAAAACAUUUGGGAUGUUAUGUAGAUGAAAAGAAGUUAAGAUUACUUUCAAGUUUUUAUGGAAAUUAUGCCAGCACUAAUUCUCCAGUGGCAUGCUUAGACAUCUGUGUGCAAGCUGGUUUUCCAUAUGCAGGAGUACAAUAUGGGUCCGAAUGCUUUUGUGGGGAGAACCCACCACCACCCUCGGCACAGACAGCUGACGACAUGUGUGACAUGAAAUGCCCGGGAGACUCUUCCAAAAUCUGUGGAGGAUAUUUUACUAUGAACAUUUUCGAAACUGGUUUAGCAAAAUUUGUUUCACGGACCCCUGAAACUUCUUCAAAGCAGGAUUCAGUUAGAAUAAUAUUCCUACUAACACUGAAUGGGCGUGCCUUACGACAAGUCCACAGACUGAUCAAUGCACUCUACAGAUCCAAUCACUAUUUCUACAUACAUAUUGACUCGAGGCAAGAUUAUCUUCAUCGAAAGUUAUCUGUGCUGGAGGAGCAAUUUCCAAACAUCAAGCUAGCCAGAAAUAGAUUUUCGACAAUAUGGGGUGGAGCCUCUUUACUUACAAUGCUUCUUGCUGCCAUGAAGGAUUUCUUCAGACUUGGUUGGCACUGGGAUUUUGUCAUAAAUUUAAGUGAAAGUGACUUUCCUAUUAAGUCUUUAGAAAAUUUAGAAACUUUCCUUGCUGCUAACAAGGGUUUAAAUUUUGUUAAAUCGCAUGGUCGCGAAGUGCAAAGAUUUAUCAAGAAACAAGGUUUAGAUAAAACUUUCAUUGAGUGUGAAACGCACAUGUGGCGUGUGGGUGAGAGAAAGUUGCCGCGAGGUAUUGUAAUAGAUGGUGGAAGCGACUGGAUUGCACUGUCCUCUGAAUUUGUUAAAUAUGUCAUAGGAAAACAAGACGAACUUCUAGCAGGAUUAGACAUAAUUUUUCAACAUACUUUGUUGCCUGCAGAAUCAUUCUUUCAUACAGUAUUGAGGAAUUCUCAUUUUUGCACAACAUAUGUAGAUAAUAAUUUACAUGUUACGAACUGGAAAAGGAAAUUAGGAUGUAAAUGUCAGUAUAAGCAUGUAGUUGAUUGGUGUGGCUGUUCGCCGAAUGAUUUUAAAACCGAAGAUUGGCCAAGAAUACAAAACACGCAAGAUCGACAACUAUUUUUUGCAAGAAAAUUCGAGCCUAUAAUUAAUCAAGAAAUAAUUACAAGAGUAGAACAGUUUAUUGGCUAUACUGAUCAUUACUUAAUAACAAGCUUAGAAGCAUACUGGCAGAGUAUAUACAAUGUAGAAGAUUUGACUGCAAGUACAGAUGAUACUCUGCUGUCCCAUGCAGGGAGUGUGGUUCGCCAUAAUGCUAAAAUAUUAUUGACAGAAGGCUGCGCAAUUGAACCGGACGAAAUUAUCGAAAUAAAUUCAUACCACUGUGCUGAUGUCUAUAAGGGUAAUUUAAUAUUACAUAAAGCUACCAUGCCUGAUGGCUUAGAAGUUAUUGUCGAGACUUGGUAUAAACCAAAAAAGCAUUUAGACUUAAAUUUUGAGAAUCAGUUUGUAGACAAUGUUAAAAUAUUCAAAGUAAGUUCAGAAUAUGAUCAAAAGGAAAGUACAUUUAGGAAUUUAGCUGGUGUUUUAGGUCCACUGUCUGAACCAGUUUUAUUGUACCAAUUCUCGCCACCUAUUGAGAAGAAUUUCGAAAAUUUGACAGUCAUGUGGCUCGACCCAGCUGGCGUGAUCGCCGAUGUUGCGGGUAUUCACGUGAACGAAAAUAAUUUAACAAAUUUUAUAAAACCCAGCCUGAAAACUCCACUUUUACCAGGAAUUUGGAAAGUGGGCUUAUUUGAACAAUCUAAUUUAAUAGCGUCCACGAAAUUUCUUAUCACACCUUUAGAAUAUUUUUCAGGUAAAGAACUGUCUCACCAAGAAGCUAGUAUAAUACACAGUGGUUCUCAAAAUGCUUACAAAAAUUAUUCAUAUGUUAAAAUUCUUAAUUUUGUACCUAAUCAAGAUGAGAGUUUAUUGUUGCAAAAAAUUUCUUACUCUAAUAUUAAAAGAAUACAUCAGGACCUAAGAGAGUGGAUAGAUGGUUUAAGCAUCGAAUUUUAUAAUGUAUUAAGUUCUUGCAUUUCGUCAAAGACUGAUUUGAAAGACAGACUAAAAUGUGGUAAGCAUCAUUUCCAAUAUUGCUCCUCAUCCGACUGGAGUUCCUUGUCUCCAGAUCCCAAGGGUACAAUAGGUAAAUUAAAUCAAAGCAAUGGUCGCCUCGAAAGACUAUGACAAAAGCUUUUUAAACCCUUGUAUAGAUAGCAUGAAAAAAAUCUAAGUCAUAUAUGUUUUGUUGGAGUAUGGUUUGUAUAAAAUUUAGUCAACACGUUUUGUAUGUGAAAUAGGUAGUUAGGUAUUAUAACAAAAUAUGACAUCGAUAAACUAUGCGUAUUUGUAGGUACGUAUAAAUUUCGGUAUAAUCAAUCACCUUGGUUUUCUCGUAAUUUGGAUUUAGUGCAAAUAAUCUAUAUUAGAUUCAGAAGCCUCCCGAAUAUGUUAUGUUGGCAAGUGUUACUUUAGGUAAAAGUGACGGCAGGCUAUAAUUUUAUAAGUACCGAAAUGCUUAAUGAAGUAUAUUAAAAAGUUUUAAAGUAUUAUUUUAACUAUUUGGCAAUCACGAAAUAACAGAAAAAAUAUGUAGUUCAUACUGUAUACCAUAAUAAGCUUAUAAUAUUAUCUAAGGAUAAUCUGAUAAGUGCUACACCAGAAACUACUAAGCAUAUUUAUCAAAUUUUGAGGCCCCAAAAUUUAUAAUUGAACAAACUAAAUAGAUAAAGAAUAAUUUGAAACUCGUCGUACAUGCGUCGCUUCCUUAUAGUGGAGCCCAUGAGUAUGCGGCGGUAGGAGUCGCGGUCCAGCCCCCACAGCUUGAGCGUGGUCCGCGCGCGCACGGUGGCGGCGCGCGGCGUGCCGUAGAUCAGCGCC